Messenger RNA from Peronospora matthiolae, 438 nucleotides. Lineage: Eukaryota; Oomycota; Peronosporomycetes; Peronosporales; Peronosporaceae. The record is from the annotation of a GenBank genome assembly.
AUGCGCGUGCAGCUUGCCAGCGAGGGAGAAUACAAGCUCGACCAGGAAGAGGCGAUUGGCGACCUCGUGAGAGACAAAGGACUUGUCGAUGCCAACCCGACAAAAACGCCGAUCGGCGACGACUGCUACGAGAUCGAAGCGGACGACACGGCGCUCUUAGGAACCACGGGCGCAAAGACAGGAGCGACGGUGCGCGACUUCCAGUCGCUGGUCGGCUCUCUGCUGUGGAUUGCGCGAUACACGCGCCCGGACAUCGCUUUCGCGGUGCACAAGGCGACCCGUACGGCGGCGCUCAAGAUCGCCAUGAAGCCCGAGUAUGAUGGGGAUGGGACGAUGCGGCUCGAGGCAUUCAGCGACGCAGUCUACGCUGCCGAUAAGUCCGACAGAAAGUCAAUGAAUGGCGGCGUGGUGCGCCUGAACGGCAUGGCCGUGAGCUGA